This is a messenger RNA of Heterostelium album PN500, 1341 nucleotides long. Its product is annotated as PQQ-dependent sugar dehydrogenase. The transcript has 6 exons. The coding region runs from base 1 to 1341 and encodes 446 amino acids. The record is from RefSeq and is a predicted model, not a curated record. NCBI's taxonomy places the organism in Eukaryota, Evosea, Eumycetozoa, Acytosteliales, Acytosteliaceae.
AUGAAUCAUCUUAAAUCAUUUAUUUUAUUAUCUAUUGUGGUAAUUAUUGGAUAUUCAAGUGCACAACCACAAUGUGCAUAUCAAGUUGCAAACAGUAAAUAUUUCAUUCAAGAUGGUUAUUGUGUCUGGGAAUACAAGACGGGAUUGUCGAAACCAAGACAACUCUAUGUUGCUAGCAAUGGUGAUGUUUUAGUUUCAACCAAUGGCAUUAUCACUGUCAUGUAUGAUCUCAAUCAAAAUGGUGUUAUCGAUAGUAAUGAGAGUGCAACUUUAGCAACUGCACCAGGAUUGAAUCAUGCAGUAACAGUAACUGGUAAAUAUCUCUAUGCUACCAGUCCAUCGACUGCCUAUCGUUGGCGAUACACACCGGGAAACAGAACGGAUCUAGGUACACCCGAGGUGGUUUUGAAUAACAUGCCAUCGGAUGGUCAUGUCACCAGAACACUCGCAAUGAUCGAUGAACUAAAGUUCUACAUUAGCAUCGGCAGUGGAUCGAAUGUGGAUCCGAAUUCAUCGCGUGCCAGAGUCUACUAUUGUGACGCCACCGGUUUGACUCUACCGAUUAACUUUACCAACUGUGUAGUUCAGGCCGACGGUUGCAGAAAUGAAGUCGGUUUGCGAUUCGAUCCAACCGGUAGAUUGUGGGGUGUCGAAAAUGGAAUGGAUGAACUGAGCAGACCUGACUUGGUAGCCGAUGCACACAUCAACAAUCCAUGUGAAGAGAUCAAUCUUUUAGAAUCUAGAGGUUCUUUCUAUGGAUAUCCAAGAUGUUGGAGUGAAGGAUAUCUUCCACCCAAUGUAUCAAAGGGUGUUGGUGCAAACUUUGGUGUACUUAAAUCAGAUGAUGAUUGGUGUUUCAAUCAAUCAAAUGUAGUUCGUCCAAAGUUUUGUAUGCCUGCUCAUACUGCACCAUUGGAUUUGCUAUUUUGGAAUUCAACUACAUUCCAACCACCCUAUGAUAAGGGUAUGUUUGUCACUCAACACGGAUCGUGGAAUCGUGUUCCAUCCUCAGGAUAUCAAGUGGUACACAUUCAAACCGAUAGCAACUACAACCCUGUUAAUGCAACGAUGACCAAGUUGUUUGGUGGUAUUCCAGGUGUAAAGGGAGAUCAAUGGGCAUUCCGUCCAGUGUCGGUUGUACGUCUUGCACCCUGUGGUAUCAACAUCACAGAGUGUCUCUUGAUAUCGAGUGAUGAUCCCACCGGUACAAUCAUCGCAAUUCGUUACUCUGGUCAUACCGAUUCCUAUUCUUCGGGCAACAUCCUCAAACCAGUCAUUUCCUCACAAUAUUUAUCAAUUACGAUUGUAUUAUUAUUAUCAAUCAUUACAUUAUUAUUUUAA